UAAUUUUUAUAGGAUUGAACAUAUAUUAAAUAUUUUUGUUACACUUUUAAAAGGAGAAAAAAAUACACGACACACACAUUUGUUGUUCUACAUUUCCGUUGGCUCCAAUUUGAACUUAACACCCGAGGAUCUCGCAUUCUGUAGCAUAGUUUUGCAAUGGAGAAGAAUCAAAAGUCUGUGGAAAAUGUUGGCCAAUCACAAUCGAGCAGCAGUCGUCGUGUGAUGUGGAAGGUGUGCGAAGAGGAGGAGGAAGUCUUUGAUUCGGUGGUCAACUAUCGACUCGUGUCACCGUCCAACCCAGACAGCUUUAAUUCCGAGCAAGAGCUGCCCAGAUUAAGCAAAGCGAAUGUUUCCGCCGAUAAGAAGGGGAGUGUGGAAAAUGGGGCGACCAAGUCAUCAACCAGUCUGGGCUUAUGUUACAAGCCGUCGCAUGAGUCUCUCAAGGAACUGGCCACCAAGAGGAGAGCUCGCAUCGUGGCAUGUUGGCAUCGCCUGUUUGAUCGUCUGCGCAUCCAAACAUCACCCAGUCUUGCGCUGCGCUACAAGCCAUCGCAUGAAUCUCUUAAAAAUCCAUGUGAAUCGGCAAACCUGGCCACUGCCGACCUAAAAUUGGAGACGUGCUUUUUUCCUCCCUAUCAGACAGCUGUAGUUCGCGAAGUCGCCCCCACAUUCGCCCACCGCAUGUGUAUUCCAGAUGAAACCGACUCAUGUUGUUCCGGGUCCGUUGAGUUGCGAAUCCCUCUGUUAAAAUCGUCGAAGGCUAGCAAAGUACUAAGUGUUAAAGCAGAUCCGCACGAGAGCACAUCCACUUAUAGCCAAAUAGCAACCAGAAAUGAGAAUGCAAAUGCAAAACUCAAACGUCGUAAUAAAAAGACAGUGGGGUCUUCGAUUGGAGGUGCUGGUGGCAGCAGUAAGUCAGCAUCAAAUGGAAGUCCCAACCGCGCUUUGCCAACAUUACGCCAGCGGCAACAGGAACUGCAUCAUUAUCGUGUGCUGAUUGAAAAGCGCCGUUUGGAGUUGCUGGAUUUGAAGAUUGUGCGUGAGAGGGCGGAUGCAUUGCGUCAUGAGAUACUAUUUCAUAAGGACUUGCAGCUGAAACACAAUCAGAUUAAAUCGUACGAGGACAAUAACAGCUCCCAGGCAUGAAUGAGUCCAUAAUCUGUUCAAAAACAAAAUCAUUAGUAUUAUACAAAA
This is a messenger RNA of Drosophila innubila, 1194 nucleotides long. RefSeq lists its product as uncharacterized. The record is from RefSeq and is a predicted model, not a curated record. NCBI's taxonomy places the organism in Eukaryota, Metazoa, Arthropoda, Insecta, Diptera, Drosophilidae. The transcript has 2 exons. The coding region runs from base 157 to 1146 and encodes 329 amino acids.